UCCAAAGCUGGGGUAUGCCUUCCCAGAGGAGGGAGGCAGCAGAGCGAGAGCAACUAAGGGAGGCGGCGGAGCAGGAGGCAAUAGAGCGAGAGCGGCUAAGGGAGGCGGCAGAGGAAGAGCGGCAGAGGAGGGAGGUGGCAGAGCGGGAGGAGGCGGCAGAGCGAGAGCGACUAAGGGAGGCGGCAGAGCAGGAGGCGGCAGAGGGAGAGCAGCUUAGAGAGGUGGCAGAGCAGGAGGCGGCAGAGCGAGAGCAGCUAAGGGAGGUGGCAGAGCGGGAGGCGGCAGAGGAAGAGCGGCAGAGGAGGGAGGCGGCAGAGCGGGAGGAGGCGGCAGAACGAGAGCGACUAAGGGAGGCGACAGAGCGGGAGGCGGCGGCAGAACGAGAAGCCGAGCAGGAGCGGGUUGAAAGAGACUUGGAAGCCGACCGGGAAAGGGCGAGACAGAGGGCAGAGCAAGCGUGGGUGCGGAAGGAGAGGGAGGAAGCCGAGCGGGAGCGGCAGAGGGCAGAGGAACAGAAAGCAUCAAAGGCACGAGCGCGUGAGAGGGAGGAAGCAUCGCGGGUGAGCGAGAGGGCACAGAAGCAGAGAGCAGCAGAGGCACAAGCGCGUGAGCGAGAGGAGAGGGAGGCAGCUGAGCGGGAGGGGGAGAGGGUGAGGGCAGAGGAGCUUAGAGCGGAAGAGGUUGCGCGGGGGCGUGAGCGGGAGGCGAGGGAGAAAGCAGAGCGGGAGAGGAAGAGGGCAGAGGAGCGCAGGUCGGCCGAGGAGAAGCGGGUGCACGAGCGGCAGGAGAGGGAAAAGGCAGUUGAGCGGGAGAUGGAGAGACUGCGGGCAGAGAUACAAAAAGCGGCAGAGGUGGCGCAAGUGCGCGAGCAGGAGGAGAGGGAGAUGGCUGCUGAGCGUGAGAGGGAGAGGGUGAGAGUGAGGGCAGAGAAACUUAAGGCAGUAGAGGAGGUGCGGGAGCGUGAGCUGGAGAGGGAGGCAGCAGAGUGGAUGAGGAAGAGGGCAGAGGAGCAGAGGGCAGCAGAGGAGGCGCGGGUGCGCGAGCGGGAAGAGAGAGAGAAGGCUGCUGAGCAGGAGAGGGAGAGGGUGAGGGUUGAGAAACUUAAAGCGGCAGAGGAGGCGCGGGAGCGUGAGCGGGAAGAGAGGGAGCAGGAGAGGGAGAGGCUAAGGGCAGAGGAUCUUAGAGCGGCAGAGGUGGCGCGGGUGCGCCAACGCGAGGAAGCGGAGCGAGAAAGGGAGAGGCAGAGGGUGCACGAGCUGAGAGCGGCAGAGGUGGCACAGAUGCGCGAGCGGGCGGAGAGGGAGAAGGCAGCUGAGCAGGAGAGGGAGAUGGUGAGGGCAGAGGAAAUUAGAGCGGCAGAGGAAGCGCGGGAGCGCCAGCAGGAGAGGGAGGCGGCAGAGCGGGUGAGGAAGAGGGCAGAGGAGAGGGCGGCAGAGGAGACGCGGGUGCCCGAGCGGGCGGAGAGGGAGAAGGCUGCCGAGCGUGAGAGGGAGAGGGUGAGGGCAAAGAAACUUAAAGUGGCAGAGGAGGCGUGGUAGCACGAGCUGGAGAGGGAGGCGGCAGU
Messenger RNA from Closterium sp. NIES-67, 1564 nucleotides. Lineage: Eukaryota; Viridiplantae; Streptophyta; Zygnematophyceae; Desmidiales; Closteriaceae. The record is from the annotation of a GenBank genome assembly.